CCCCCUUUCUUCCCCAAAUCCCCACCAAUUGCCUUCUCAAAAAGCAGUUCUUCAUACCCUUCUAUCCUCCUCCUUCCCCCUCUUGUUCCCCAAACCACCAUGGUUUUGUCUAAAACCGCCUCCGAGUCGGACGUUUCCGUCCACUCCACCUUUGCUUCCCGAUAUGUCCGUUCGUCUCUCCCUAGGUUCAGGAUGCCGGAAAACUCGAUACCGAAGGAGGCGGCGUACCAGAUCAUAAACGACGAGCUGAUGCUUGAUGGGAACCCGAGGCUGAAUCUGGCGUCGUUCGUGACGACGUGGAUGGAGCCAGAGUGCGACCGACUGAUGAUGCAGGCCAUCAACAAGAAUUACGUCGACAUGGACGAGUAUCCUGUCACCACCGAACUCCAGAACCGGUGCGUGAACAUGAUUGCGCAUCUUUUCAACGCGCCGCUCGGCGAGUCAGAGACGGCGGUGGGCGUGGGGACGGUGGGGUCGUCGGAGGCGAUCAUGCUGGCGGGACUGGCGUUCAAGAGGAAGUGGCAGAUCAAGAGGAGAGCGGAAGGGAAGCCAACGGACAAGCCCAACAUCGUGACGGGGGCGAACGUGCAGGUGUGUUGGGAGAAGUUCGCCCGCUACUUCGAGGUGGAGCUGAAGGAGGUGAAGCUGAGGGAGGGCUACUACGUCAUGGACCCCCUCAAGGCCGUCGAGAUGGUGGACGAGAACACCAUCUGCGUCGCUGCCAUCCUCGGUUCCACUCUCAACGGGGAGUUCGAAGACGUCAAGCUCCUCAACGACCUCCUCACCCAGAAGAACAAAGAAACCGGGUGGGACACGCCCAUCCAUGUGGACGCAGCCAGCGGCGGCUUCAUCGCUCCUUUCAUCUACCCGGACCUCGUGUGGGACUUCAGGUUGCCGUUGGUCAAGAGCAUCAACGUCAGUGGACACAAGUACGGGCUCGUCUACGCGGGCAUCGGCUGGGUCAUCUGGCGCAGCAAGGAGGACCUCCCCGACGAGCUCAUCUUCCACAUUAACUACCUGGGUGCCGACCAGCCCACCUUCACCCUCAACUUCUCCAAGGGAUCGAGUCAGGUGAUUGCUCAGUACUACCAGCUCAUUCGUCUUGGUUUUGAGGGCUACAAGAACGUCAUGGAGAACUGCAGGGAGAACAUGCUGGUGCUGAAGGAAGGGUUGGAGAAGACGGACCGCUUCAACAUCGUGUCCAAGGACAACGGGGUGCCGCUGGUGGCUUUCUCCCUCAAGGACCAUAGCCGGCACGACGAGUUCGAGGUGUCUGACUAUCUCCGCCGCUUCGGCUGGAUCGUGCCCGCGUACACGAUGGCGCCCGACGCCCAGCACGUGACGGUCCUGCGAGUGGUCAUCCGCGAGGACUUCAGCCGCACGCUGGCGGAGCGCCUUGUCCUGGACAUCCAGAAGACGCUCCAGGCUCUGGACGCUCUCCCCCCGUCCAAGGUCUCCGAGGAGAAGUGCCAGAACGGCACCAUCGUCAAGAAGACGGAGCUGGAGACCCAACGCGAGGUCACCAGGAUCUGGAAGAUGUACGUCCAGCAGCGCAAGACUGGCGUUUGCUAGUGCGUGGACGCUGCCCUUCAGCAUUCCCCCAUCGGUCCCCUUCCUGCCUCUGUUGUUGAAUUAGGUGUCCUUUUUCUUCUUUUUUCUUGGGGUUUUGGUUACGGGAGAUAAUAUCGUAUUUUAUACACUAAAGGUUGGAGCAUCAUUUAUAAUAGUGUAUUGUAUGUCGUUCUUUUUUACUUCUUCUUUGUUUGGGGGGAGUACGUAAACCUUUUUGGGUCUUUAUGUUGUAACCAAUGCUUGUAGUAGGUUGUUCAUAGGAUUCGGACCCAACAUCUAUUAAGAUUAAAACCUCUGCCAGAUGUUUAUCCUC
Molecule: messenger RNA, 1885 nt
Organism: Nymphaea colorata (pocket water lily)
Lineage: Eukaryota; Viridiplantae; Streptophyta; Magnoliopsida; Nymphaeales; Nymphaeaceae
Product: glutamate decarboxylase 1-like
Exons: 6
Coding region: 100-1572 (490 amino acids)
Biological process (GO): L-glutamate catabolic process
Cellular component (GO): cytosol
Molecular function (GO): glutamate decarboxylase activity; pyridoxal phosphate binding
Source: RefSeq, a predicted model, not a curated record